Gordionus sp. m RMFG-2023 is the source of this 2583-nucleotide messenger RNA. RefSeq lists its product as uncharacterized. The transcript has 6 exons. The coding region runs from base 1 to 2583 and encodes 860 amino acids. Gene Ontology annotation, biological process: DNA repair; telomere maintenance. Lineage: Eukaryota; Metazoa; Nematomorpha; Gordioida; Chordodea; Parachordodidae. The record is from RefSeq and is a predicted model, not a curated record. Gene Ontology annotation, molecular function: DNA helicase activity.
AUGUUUCUUGGACAAACUUAUGGUUUUCAUAUUGAGAAAGCUAGAAAGAGACAGGCACUUUGUCGUAGCAAGAAAAGGCACGAGCAAAGUCUUAUUCCUUCAACAUCCAACCAUCUUGAAGAUACUGGAAAUAAACAAUCAAAUUGUAUUAUUGCUUCAACAUCCAAUCAUCUUGAAGAUACUAAAAAUCUAGAACAAAUUCCUACACAAGAGACCAUUCAAAACCAAACAAUGGAACGUUUCAUACUACCAAAAUCUAAAGAGCAAGGCAUUAUUGCUUCAACAUCCUAUAGAGCUAUUGAAAAUCAUGUACUUUUAAAAGAAAAUUCAGCCUGUGAUAUUCAUUUAUUAAAAAAACUUGAUAUUUUAAUUCGUCAAAUAAAUCCAUAUGCUAUUAGCUUUCAAACAUUGGGUGAGGUUGAGAAGGCCGAAGAAAUGAAAGCUCGGUUAGAAAACCGUCCUAUAUCAAAGGUAAAUAAGAUUUUUCGCCGUGAUCGUGCUAAUGAUAGAAGAAGAUUUAAUAUUCCUAAUAUUGAUGAAGUAGAAAUGAUUUUUAAUAACGAUGAUGGAGAACCACCUUUUGAACGUGAUGUUAAAGUUUAUCCACGAAAUGAUGAUUCAAAUUUAGUUAUCUUAAAUAUUCUUAGCCCAAAUUUAGAUCCUAUGGUGUAUCCUUUACUAUUUCCUUAUGAGGAAUAUUCAGGGCUUAUGGAUCAUAUUUCUAAAGCAAAUGAUAAUACUAAUUUACCUCUAGGAAGAGCCGUUAUUUUGCCUUCUUCUUUUCAGGGGUCCGAUAGAAACAUGCGUGAACGAUAUCAUGAUGCCAUGGCUAUCGUUUCUAAGUUUGGUAAGCCUGAUUUAUUUAUAACUUUUACAUGCAAUCCCAAUUGGAGGGAAAUUAAAGAAAAUCUUUAUAAAGGCCAGAACCCUUCGGAUAGACCUGAUUUAUUAGCUAGAGUUUUUCAUUUAAAAUUAUCUGAAUUAUUACACGAUAUUAUUAAAAAAGAUUUCUUUGGCAAAUGUUCGGCGUAUGUUUAUACCAUAGAAUUUCAAAAGAGAGGAUUACCUCAUGCUCAUCUGCUCAUUAUAUUAAGCGAAAAUAAUAAAAUUGAAACAACCGAGUGUAUAGAUAAUUUUGUUCGAGCUGAAAUCCCAGAUAAAAAUAUCGAACCCCGAUUAUAUGAUAUUGUAACUCGCUUUAUGAUACAUGGACCAUGUAGUAUUUUGAAUCCUCACUCACCAUGCAUGGAAAAUGGUUCGUGUACAAAAAAAUUUCCGAAAGAUUUUCAAAAAGGAUCUCAACACAAUGCGAAUGGAUAUCCAUUUUAUCAACGUAGAGAUAAGGGUUUUAUUCAUGUCGGAGGUAAGCCAGUUGAUAAUCGAUACGUAAUCCCUUAUAACAAAUAUCUAUUAUUAAAAUUUAAUGCACACAUAAAUGUUCAAAUAUGUACAUCAAUAAAAUCCGUCAAAUAUAUUUUUAAGUACGUUUACAAAAGAUACGACUGCGCUAAUAUAGAUCUUAAAACUAAUUCGCUUCAAUCUCAUGAUGAAAUUAGAAUGCAUAUAAAUGCCCGAUAUGUAAGUGCAUGUAUGUGGAGAUUAUUAGAAAAUCGUAUGCAUGAUCGAUCUCACGGUAUGAAUCGAUUAGCAAUACACUUGCCAUUUCAUCAACCGGUAUAUUUUAUAGAAGGACAAGAACGUCAGGCAUUAGAGAAAUCUGCCAGCAGAAAUACUACAUUAACUGCCUGGUUUGAAUUAAAUAAAAAUGAUGUUAAUGCCCGUCAAUAUUUAUAUGUCACUAUACCAUAUCAUUAUACUUUCAGCGCUAAUAAGUGGAAACUUAGACAAAGACAAAACAAUAUAAUUUCAAGGAUGUAUACUGUUGAUCCUAAAUCCGGCGAGAGAUUUUUCCUACGUUUAUUAUUACUUCAUGUUGUUGGCGCCACAAGUUUUGAAUAUUUGAGAACUGUAAAUGGAGUUUUAUAUAAUACUUUUAAAGAGGCGGCUUUUAAAAGAAAUUUAUUGGUUGAUGACAAGAAAUGGGAAGCAUUUAUGGAAGAAGCGUCAACAUUUUUAAUGCCCAUACAGUUGCGUCAAUCUUUUGCCUUUAUUUCCUUUGAUUUAAUCGUUCAAUCUAUCGAAAAUAAUGAUUUUGCUCAGCGUUGUUUUUAUAUUGAUGGUCCAGGUGGAUCGGGAAAAACUUUUUUGUAUAAUACCCUAAUGUGCUACAUUAGAGGACGCAACCAAAUAGUUUUACCGUUUGCAACAACAGGCAUUGCCGCUAUUCUUUUAAAAGAGGGUAGAACAAUAAAUAGUGGAUUUAAAUUACCUAUUCCGAUUAUUGAUAACUCUGUAUCUCGCAUGAGUCUUCAUUCCCCUGAUGCUACUGUUAUUAAAAGGUCCAAAUUAAUUAUUAUCGACGAAGCCACAAUGAUGACUAAAUACGCUUUAUGCUGUAUCGAUAGAUUACUUAAAGAUAUAAUGCAAACACAGUUCCCAUUCGGUGGUAAAGUUAUAUUACUGAGCGGCGAUUUUAGGCACUUUACCUGUCAUUCCAAACAGUUCAAAAGCAGAUAUUAUUGA